CUCGACUUCAUCCGGGGAGCGGAAAAAAAGCACCUUGCUCCUUCUCCACCGCCCCAAUCGCCGCCCUUCCUUGCUUUGGCGCUCCUUCUUACUCCGCCAUCCCUCACCUCCCCUCCCCUCCUCUCCGGCGGGUUCCGACCCAUCCGACUUCAAGGCCUGAGAGGCUUCUGCGUUCUUUUCCUCAGAUUUUGAGAUUUUGUAAAAGGAGUGGAUGCACAAGGGUAUUUCUGCAUAUUCAUUUUUAUUAUAGGAAAGAGAGACUGGAAGAAAUAAUAGGUUGAGAUGGAGGGGGUACCAGAAAGAGAGGCUGCUGCUGCUAGUUCACAGGUCACCAGGGUCUUUAUUGGUGGUUUAAGUGCUAGCGUAACAUCUGCUGACAUCGAGAAGACAUUUGCCGCACUUGGCAGAGUGAACAGCGUGGAGUUUGUCCGUGACCGGAGCCUCGCCUUCAUGGAUUUUGAGCCCAACUCUGAUAAAGCUCUGGCAAAGCUUUUUGCAACUUAUAAUGGAUGUACUUGGAAAGGAGGGAAGCUUAGACUUGAAAAGGCUAAAGAGCAUUAUCUUGCUCGCUUGAAGCAAGAGUGGGCAGAAGAUGCAAAACUAGCAACAGCAGUUAAUCAUGAUAUAAAGAAAGAUGCAGACUACCUGAAAAUGUCAGAACAUUUGAACCAGGAGAAGAUGCAGCUUCGAAUUUUCUUUCCAAGACUGAGAAAGGUGAAGACAUUGCCAUUUAAAGGAACAGGCAAGCACAAGUACAGUUUCCAACGAAUGGAAGCUCCUCCUCUCCCAAUUCAUUUCUGUGACUGUGAGGAACAUUAUGAAUUGUCUAAAACAGUGAGCCAAGAUUAUCUUUCUUCUUUGAACAAAGCGGCAAAUGAGAAAGAGAGAAGUAUUAUGACUUCUGUGAUGAAUAAGCUCUUUGAAAAGGAAGAAAAUGAAAUGGCUGCCUCUGGAAUGCUCAAAUUAGCUAAAAAUGAAAACACUUUGGACCCCUCUAAUAAUGAUGUUCAGAAGAAAGAAACAGAGGAAAUUCAGGAGGCAGAUGCAGACAAUCUAGUGACCAACAUUGGGACGGGACAAAGCGAUGACAUGCUAGCACAGUUAAGAGGAAGGGAAACACUGUCCGUGGAUCAGGAAUCGAGAUUUUCCAAGUUCAAACCUUUUAAAAAUAAAUUGAUGCGAAAUAAGACACAUUCUGAGAAACAGCAGAAAACUGCACUGUCUGUUACUUCAGAAGUUGUGUUGAACCAGGAAUCUGGUCCAACUGUGGCUGGCAAAACCAUUGAAGAUGAAUUCACUUCUAUACUGCCUAGAAGUAAAAUCCCGGAGGGCUGUCAAGAAUUGGAGACUGUUACAGAAGCUCCAGUUCUCAACAGCCAAACUGAACUGGAAAGGAGUACUGCUGAAUCAACAAGAAGUAACUCAUGGAUACAGAAAUCCUCAUGGAAAGAUCUUGUUGGAGGGUUGGGCAACACCUCAUUCAGCAUAUCAAAUGUAUUGCCGGGCAUCAGUUCGCUGGAAACAAAGCUGUCAAAUGCUAGCGACCCAGGCACAAUCACUUCUGCUGCAUCAAAGAAGAGGAAAGUUCAGUCUAAAGCAGAGGGUUCCAAGCCCUUCGAAGUUGAGCGAAACAUCCAACAAAAGCGGGAUGUCGCACCUAAUCUUGUUGAGAUGCUGCAGAAGGGAGAUCGGAACAAAGCAGCUGUGGAAGACGGAAGUAGAGAACCUCAGGAAAAUGGCCAACAGCAACACAAGAGGACUAUUCCAAAAGUAAAUAUUGGUGAAGUUUGCACUUUCAUGAGGAGUGCCGAGUCCGAGAAGCAGUGGACAAAGGCCAAAUCAGCUCUGAGCAGGUACCUCAAGAAGAAAAACAAUGAGAACAAGGACUCUUAAGUUGUUGAAAGGCAUGUCAACUCAUGGGCAAUGACCGAGACAACAUGACCGGUAAUUACAGGCUCAACGGCAGAAUCUAAUUUAGGAAUAGGUGGAGUAAUUUGUUCCUGAUCUUUACUCAUUUAAAAAGACAUUUUUUCCUCAUUCCAAACUCUGUAUACUUGUAUUGACAUCCGAGGAUUGUUUAUUUGGAUUCAUCUUUUUCCUCAAUGUUAACUAAAAUCAAAUGACUGUUGAAACAGACUCAGACUGGAUCAGCAAAACAGAAAUUUGGCUUGCCGCAUUCAGAAAAACAAAGGCCUUCCUUUUUUUUUGGCCA
This is a messenger RNA of Phoenix dactylifera (date palm), 2212 nucleotides long. It is a transcript of the gene ROS3, whose product is annotated as RNA-binding (RRM/RBD/RNP motifs) family protein. Gene Ontology annotation, molecular function: RNA binding. Gene Ontology annotation, cellular component: nucleus. The record is from RefSeq and is a predicted model, not a curated record. Lineage: Eukaryota; Viridiplantae; Streptophyta; Magnoliopsida; Arecales; Arecaceae.